Messenger RNA from Bombyx mandarina (wild silkworm), 345 nucleotides. RefSeq lists its product as uncharacterized. The record is from RefSeq and is a predicted model, not a curated record. Lineage: Eukaryota; Metazoa; Arthropoda; Insecta; Lepidoptera; Bombycidae.
AUGCAUAGGCCAUGGCUCAGCAGACGAAUCAACGAUGAAAAUAAAAUCAAUGCUAGCAUAGUCACAACGUCUGAAGCUCCGGAAAUCUCUUCCACAGUUGGUCUUAAAAAAAAGUUAGUUUACAUGGAAGAUUUAAAAAAGGCUCUAGAUGAAUUUGAAAAGAAGCUUGACCGUGGCAGCUCUACCACAAAUAGCAACCAGUAUGCUUCCACGAAUCAUUUCAAUCAGAACGUUAACCGUAUUAUGGAAAUAUUGAAGAAAGGUGUCCACGUGGAGACGAGCGUUCCAGAACCACAUGAUGAAAAUCUAGAUUGGAUACAAAUAAAAAUACCGAAGGACAUGUGA